GGGGGGAGGGGGCCGCGCGGCGGCGGCGCCAGGGCGGGCGCGCGUCCGCGGCGGUGAUGGCGGUGCGUGAACGCGCGGUGGCAGCAAUGGCCGCUCUGGAGCGGCGAGUGCCGAGUCUCGAUGACUUCGCGGGACAGAGCUGGAGCUCGUGGGUGGAGCGGGCCGACCUGCCUGCGGCAGACGAAACUGAGGUACAAGGGCAACCCCUGGACAAAGCCCCCCUAAGAAGGGGAGGGGCUUGCGUAGCUGAUCAAGGAGACUUUGAAGAUGCCAAAGGGUCCAAAGACAACAGUUUUUCUACUCUAUGGCCAUCCUAUCAGUGCAGGACCUGAGAAGCUGAGUGUAACUUUGAUGAUACUAUGGGGCUGAACUAGAGGAGAACAGCAAAAACACGAAGAAACUUGACGCCAUGACCCUCAUUAAAGAAGACAUGUCCAUCUUCGGGCACUGCCCUGCCCAUGAUGACUUCUAUUUGGUUGUAUGUAACCACUGCAGCCAGGUGGUGAAGCCCCAAGCCUUCCAGAAGCAUUGCGAAAGAAGACAUGGGCCCCUCAGCAAGCUUUAUGCCCGGGCCCCACCCCCACCUCCAGCCCCUGCCAGCUCUCAAAAAUGCCAUGUAGUGAAUGGGCAGGGCCCAGCUUGUAGAGCCCCAGGUUCCACCAAAACCUCCUCCAGGGAGAAGGGCCAGGGGUCCCGGAGCCGUGGCCAUCAGCCUCCUGAGAAGACCCAGAAGGACAGCCUCUGCCUUUUCGUGCCUGUGGUGAAUCUGGAGAAGAUAUCCAGUCUCCCGAAACCUGAUGCACAUGGAGUCAGGGUGGCCCCACCCUCUGCUCUCCUCAGUCAGCCAGGAGGCCUCCCCAAGGACUCCCCUGGAAAAGUCCCCACGGCCCCCUCUCCUAAAGAACCUCCUGGCAGAGAGAACAUCGAGCUUGUCCCCGGUGAGGGCUCCAGUCACCGCGCCGAAGGCAGCCCCCCGGAGAAGGAGGCCAGUGGAGCCAGGCUUCCUCCUAAAACCCACCGAAAGAUGGCUCGGAAGGAGUUCGACCUCAACAGGCAGUGCGGGGUCAUAAAUCCAGAGACCAAGAAGAUCUGUACACGCCUAUUGACUUGCAAGAUCCACUCAGUGCACCAGCGCAGGGAGGUCCCAGGCAGGGCCAAGGACUUUGAUGUGCUAGUGGCCGAACUGAAGGCCAGCUCCCGAAAAGGAGAGUCUCCCAAGGAGAAGAGCCCAGCACACAAAGAGCCAGCUCUGGAGCGCCCAUCCCAGGAGCCUCCCACUGCAGUCCAGGGUGUGGCAGCGGUAGCUGCCCCCAACACCACCUUCUCUUCUCUGUCUAAGCAGACCUAUCCGUACUGUGCACUCCCCAGGUCCCAUGCCUCCUCUGAGAGUGAGGUGGAUGACGAAGGUCCCUGUGGUGGUGAUGGGGAUCCAGGCCUAUUCCCCUUCCCUCUGCCCCGGGGUGGGGCCCAGGCCUCCAGUGAGGAGAGUGAGGAGGAGGGGAUAUCUGAUGACCUCCACCUUUCCCCUGACUGCCAUUACGCAACUCGGCCCCCCAGGCCACAGGCGUUUUGCACAUUUGGAAGCCGGCUGGUGAGCCCAGGAUGCUAUGUGUUUAGCCGCCGGCUGGACCGGUUUUGCUCAGCACUCAGCUCCAUGCUGGAACGGCAUCUCAGCUCACACAUGUGGAAGAAAAUCCCACCAGCAGCCGAGCCUCCAUCCCAUCUUGUCAGUCCAUCUUUAUCUGAUCCCUUGAGUCCAUCCCCUAUGGGCAGCUGUCCCCGACUUCCAGGUCCAGCCCCCCGACCUGCCUGUCCAGCCUCCAUACCCCCCGUCAAGGACAGCCUUGUCCCUAGCUAUCCUGCAGGCUCCCCCAGUGUAGCAGCUGCCUGCAGCCAGGCAGAGUGCAUGGGCGGUAGCCAGGCUAUUACCUCACCGCUGCCUGCCAACACUCCAUCUCCGUCCUUCAGCAAGCUGCCACCUUCCAAGGCCAGCAAGUCAUCCAAAGGCAAGGAGGGGGUGGAGAUGGAGGCCCCUUCUCGAAAGCGGAAGUUAUCCCCUGGCCCCACCACCUUCAAACGGACCUGCAUCCUGGAGCCUGCUGGAAAGGGCAAACCCUCUAGCUGUCGGGGUCUCUCAACCAAGACUAAAACAGCCCUGAACUUGGGGCUUAAUGGAACAGUGGGGCCACGAGUGAAACGGGCCGGUCCCCUGGACUGUCGGGGUUCCCCUCAUCCAUCCCCCAUACCCGUCAAGGCUUCUCAGCUAGAAAACCGAGGAGUGGCCGGACACCCAGCUAAGGUCCUGCCAACCACCUGCCUCUCCGAGGAGGAGGUAGCCAAGAAGCGGAAAAACCUGGCCACUUACUGCCGGCCAGUCAAGGCCAAGCACUGUCAGGCUGGUGUCCCUCCUGAUGGGACCUGCUCUGUGCGUCGCAAGAAGCCAGGUCCAGCCCUGCCCUUUGAGGAGAAGUGCUCUACACUGAAGUCAAAAGCUCAUUAACGAGAAAGUGCCUGCCCACUGCAACGGAGCCGCCAGCACCUCCUCCCCUCCAGAUCUGGGCCCCAGGCUGCUGCCGCUUUUUAUAACUUUAUAUUAUUUUUUUUAAGAAAAAAAAAAAACUCUUUAAAAUACCUCAA
Mus musculus (house mouse) is the source of this 2637-nucleotide messenger RNA. It is a transcript of the gene Atxn7l2, whose product is annotated as ataxin 7-like 2. The transcript is spliced from 12 exons. NCBI's taxonomy places the organism in Eukaryota, Metazoa, Chordata, Mammalia, Rodentia, Muridae. The coding region runs from base 410 to 2500 and encodes 696 amino acids. The record is from RefSeq and is marked validated.